AUGAAAUUCUUCGCAAGCUACCAGGGAAGUUUCUCUGUAGAUUCAGAGUAUGAUGAUUCAUCAGCAUCACCAUCACGUAAGAAGGAAACUCGUCACCCCUUCAGUUUUCUUAAAACCGUUUAUAGUAAGAUUUUGGGUUCUUGUAAUGGAUUGGUUUGCUUAGGUUAUCAUACCCUUGAUUCUGGCCCUUUAUAUUGCCUUUGGAAUCCGUAUACGGAAGAAUACAAAUUAAUACCAAAAACAACAAAACCAACAGCACUAGCUCGAUAUCUAACGCGAAAGGUUUCGCAUGGAUUUGGCUACGAUGUAAUGACUAAUGACUACAAGUUUGUGGCUAUUACGAAAUCAAAUCUCCCUGGAUCAAGAGUUGAUAUAUAUUCAUUGGGAUCCAAUUUAUGGAGUAAACUAUUAUAUAUCCCUUUUGAGCUUCAUACUUAUGCAGCACCAGGGGUAUUCUUUAAUGGAUCUCUUCACUGGUUCGCAUACUCUGGAGUUCUAAUUGCUUUGAAUAUUGGAGAUGGGUCUGUCCUAGAAAUCUCACAACCGGAAAGUCUGGACGUUAAUGAUAAAUAUGUGGAUGUGUUGGGUGGUUGUCUUGGUAUGCUUGGCAGUACCAAAACGGAUGAUUUUGAAGAUGAUGAAGGAUUAUGGAGUGAGGGAAUCUUGGGUAAAGAUGCAUAA
Molecule: messenger RNA, 681 nt
Organism: Papaver somniferum (opium poppy)
Lineage: Eukaryota; Viridiplantae; Streptophyta; Magnoliopsida; Ranunculales; Papaveraceae
Product: F-box/kelch-repeat protein At3g06240-like
Exons: 2
Coding region: 1-681 (226 amino acids)
Source: RefSeq, a predicted model, not a curated record